Saxophila tyrrhenica is the source of this 903-nucleotide messenger RNA. RefSeq lists its product as uncharacterized. Bases 1 to 903 code for a protein of 300 amino acids. The transcript is spliced from 4 exons. The record is from RefSeq and is a predicted model, not a curated record. NCBI's taxonomy places the organism in Eukaryota, Fungi, Ascomycota, Dothideomycetes, Mycosphaerellales, Extremaceae.
AUGGGCGCCAAAUCCGAGCAAUUCGACGACAACGAAGAGGUCAUUGUGGUCCCAAUGCCCGUCAUGUUCAGUGGGUGGAAGUCCCACAGCCGGCAGAAGAAGAUCACUUUGGCUACGCGGUUUAUUCAGAUCAUAUGUAGCCUCGUCACAGCCGGGUCGAUGGGCGUCUGGAUGACCUAUUAUUGGGGAUCCUACUACGCAACGUCCGCAAUCUGGUCGACCACGAUAUGUUCAGUCAUCUCCAUGCUCGGCCUGAUCGCAGUGUCGCGGCCGCGGAAGCUACACUGGCAUGUGAUGGCGUUCCUUGAUAUUGCUGGGCUCGGCGUGGCAACAGCCACUGUCGUCUGUGUCAUUGCGGCUCAGGAGUACUGGUAUUAUCCCACCGCGGCCGGCAUCACUGGCAUAGCGGGGGCUUCGCUGGCUUUGCUAGCGAAUUUGACCAUCAUCAUACAGACCUGCUGUAGACAUAUUCGAGUCUCCCGUGUCCGAAGCAGUGAAGACCUGGAAAUGAGAUCUACUGCUGCCAAGGUGAAGUCGGUUGACGACGAAGCACCGGCAUGGCCUCGCGACAUCCGUCCCUACAGCAUCGAGGAUCGAAUUGUGCCUGCACCGAGCACCUACCACCCUUCUGUUUCCAAUAUUUCCGCUGUCUCUCGGGAAAUCGCAGUGCGGACACCAAGCCAUCGGUCCUCACAGCCUCGGGCAUCCCAUGACAUUUCGACGAAUAGGCUGUCCACCAUUGUUACACAGCAAGUCGACACUGGCCCAAACUCUGCGGACGUGGAUAACAACAGCACGGCGCCUGCUUUGUCUUUGUCCGACGUAUGCGGGUGGAGCAUCACUUCUGGCACGCUUACAGGGGCUCCCAGCUACAGGUCCUCUGCACCAAGCUACGAGAAGUGA